AUGUUUCUAGACAUUUUUCCCUCUGAAACACAAUCCCAACCUCAAACAAAGUUCAAAACCACAAACUGCCUAGAAAAAAUCAAUCGCCCAUCCUCUGGUGAUCGAUCGCUUUUUGACAGAGAACAUUCGAACUCUCCCAUUGACAAAACGAUCGAUCGCACCUUUCAUAACGAUCGAUCGCCCCUUGACAUUGACAAUGUUUCUGACUCUCCUUCCCCAGAAAACGUCCCAACCUCUCCACCACUUCGCCGUAGCCAACGUGUCUCUCAACCAUCCAUUCUCUUACGUGAUUUUCACUACAAUCAAGCUACAAAUAGGCCAUCAUCUUCCAAGAAAUCAGAGAUUGCAAGAUCAAAGGAGGGAAUUAUGAUCUCUCAACGAAAGUACACACUUGAUAUACUCGAUGAUGCAUGUCUUCUAGGUGCUCAACCAGUAGACUUCCCUAUGGAGCAAAACUUUAAGCUCACAAACAGUGAUGGUGAAGUGCUCAACGAUCCUUCACAUUUUAGACGAUUGGCAAACUACCCCAUGACAAGAAGAUCCACUUCAGGCUACUGUGUUUUUCUUGGGAAUUCACUUAUAUCCUGGAAGACAAAGAAACAGAAAACGGUAUCUCGUUCAUCUGCUAAAGCAGAAUAUUGUUCCAUGGCAGCUGCUACUUGUGCGCUGACUUGGUUACGAUAUCUUUUGAAAGAUCUACAAGUUACCAAUUUAGGUCUUGCAAAGUUGUUUUGUGACAACCAAGCAACCCUUCAUAUUGUCGUACAUACUGUUUACCACGAAGGAACGAAACACAUUGAGAUUGAUUGUCACGUGGUUCGAGAGAAGAUACAAGGUGGACAGAUUGCUACCUUCUUUGUUCCAUCCGCGUCACAGUUAGCAGAUUUGGGCAUAAAAGCCAUUGGAAGUAAUGCUUUUCACAAUCUUGUAUGCAAGUUGGGCAUUCUUGAUAUCCAUGCUCCAACUUGA
Molecule: messenger RNA, 969 nt
Organism: Prunus armeniaca (apricot)
Lineage: Eukaryota; Viridiplantae; Streptophyta; Magnoliopsida; Rosales; Rosaceae
Source: the annotation of a GenBank genome assembly